Rhineura floridana is the source of this 1755-nucleotide messenger RNA. Its product is annotated as vomeronasal type-2 receptor 26-like. The record is from RefSeq and is a predicted model, not a curated record. Gene Ontology annotation, cellular component: membrane. Bases 1 to 1755 code for a protein of 584 amino acids. Gene Ontology annotation, molecular function: G protein-coupled receptor activity. The transcript is spliced from 5 exons. NCBI's taxonomy places the organism in Eukaryota, Metazoa, Chordata, Lepidosauria, Squamata, Rhineuridae. Gene Ontology annotation, biological process: G protein-coupled receptor signaling pathway.
AUGUACUGGCAGCUCCUCUCCUUCUUGUUUGCCAUUCAGGAGAUCAACCGGGAUCCCAGGCUCUUACCCAACAUCACCCUGGGCUACAGCAUCCAUGAGAACUUUUUUGAUGGAAGGUUGACAUACGAUGCUUUGCUAGACCAGCUGUCUCCUGGGGAGACGAAUGUUCCGAACUACAACUGUGGAAGAUGGAAUAAUUUACUAGCUGUUCUUGAAGGGGCUGACUCUCAAAACUCCAUCCAGAUUUCAAGCUUGUUGGACAUCCCUAAAAUCCCACAGGUCAGUUAUGCUUUUGUCUCUCCUGUUCUGAACGAUAAGACCCAGUUCCCUUUUUUCCACCGGAUGGUCCCCAACGAAGAAGCCCAGUACCCAGGGAUUGUCAAGCUGCUCCUGCACUUCAGAUGGACACUGAUUGGUCUCAUUGCUCCAGACACUGAGAAUGGAGAGAGGUUCAUGCAGACCUUGACGCCUCUGCUCAUCAAGAGUGGUCUCCACCCUUUCCUGAGAAAUCCCCAGUUCUACAACUCUUCCGUGAAUGGAGUGUAUUUGGAUGAGAAUGGGGAGUUGGCGGCCAACUUGGAUGUUGUGAACUGGGUGGUGUUUCCAAAUAACUCCGUCCUUAGGGUGACGUUGGGGAGUCUUGACAGACAGGGAUCUCCAGGCCUACAGCUCACCAUCGACCAGGAGGCCAUUGUGUGGCCCAAACGGCUCAACCAGACCCUGCCUCCUUCCAGGUGUGUGGAAAGCUGCCGCCCUGGAUUUGUCAAGGCGGUUCAGGAAGGAAAUCCACUUUGCUGCUACGACUGUGUUCCCUGCGCGGAAGGGACCCUCUCCACUCAGGAAGAUGCAGGUCAUUGCACCAGAUGUCCAGAAGAACAGCAUCCAAACAAGGACCAAAAUCAAUGUGUCCCUAAGACUGUCACUUUCCUGGCCUAUGAAGAAUAUUUAGGGAUCCUCCUGACUUCCUUUGCCCUCUUCUUGUCUUCAGCCACAGGCUUUGUUUUAGGAAUCUUCAUUAAAUUCCUAGAAACUCCAAUAGUCAAAGCCAACAACAGGGACCUCUCCUACAUUCUCCUCGUCUCCCUCCUGCUUUCCUUUUUGUCCUCCUUCCUCUUCAUCGGCCAGCCAAGGAAAGCAACCUGCCUUCUCCGACAAACAGUUUUCAGCAUCAUCUUCUCCAUUGCUGUCUCUUCUGUGUUGGCAAAAACCAUCACUGUGGUGCUGGCCUUCCUGGCCACAAAGCCAGGGAACAGGGUGAGGAAAUGGCUAGAGAAGAGUCUGGCUAACUCCAUUGUCAUUUCCUGCUCCAGUGUCCAAGUUGUCAUCUGCACCAUCUGGCUGGGUAUCUCUCCCCCAUUCCCAGAUGCUGACAUGCACUCCCAGCCUGGAGAGAUCAUCCUGCAAUGCAACGAAGGGUCUGUUGCCAUGUUUUAUGGUUCCCUGGGCUACAUGGGCUUCCUGGCUGCCAUCUGCUUCAUGGUGGCCUUCCUAGCCAGGAAGCUGCCUGGGGCCUUCAAUGAAGCCAAGCUGAUCACCUUCAGCAUGCUGGUCUUCUGCAGUGUUUGGGUGUCCUUUGUGCCCACCUACCUGAGCACGAAGGGGAAAUACAUGGUAGCCGUGCAGGUCUUCUCCAUCUUGGCCUCCAGUGCUGGCCUUCUGGGCUGCAUCUUCAUUCCUAAGUGCUACAUUAUUGUAUUGAGGCCUGAUCUGAAUACAAAACAGUACCUGACAGCAAAAAGUAAAGUUGGCAUCUGA